This is a messenger RNA of Eimeria necatrix, 1167 nucleotides long. RefSeq lists its product as hypothetical. The transcript has a single exon. Bases 1 to 1167 code for a protein of 388 amino acids. NCBI's taxonomy places the organism in Eukaryota, Apicomplexa, Conoidasida, Eucoccidiorida, Eimeriidae. The record is from RefSeq and is a predicted model, not a curated record.
AUGAAGGAGAAAACAACGGCGGAAACGCCGACUCAAAGUCAAACGCUUACCGCCACCAUGAUAACCACUACUGGCUCAUCCCUCACUGCCACGGGCGCAGAUCGUACUUCUUCCUACCCUUUCUCUGCCCCAAGACUCUACAGCCGCGUUGGGGACCGAUACUCUAGGUUGGAUGGAGUCAGCAGCGAGGAUAGCCCCCGGAUAUCGGUGAUACGAUCGGCAAUGCGGGGGCCGUCUGCAAAGUACAGGAAGUCGAUUAGUGCUUCCUGGGGUCUGGGUGAGGGUGUCUCAGGGCGCAUGACAGCGGCCUUGCUUGUGGGGAUGCUGCUAUUCUCGAUGAGUGUGCCCAUUGCCGUCAUCAAACUACAAGGAAUUCGAGAUGAAGAACAACAGAGGCAGCAGCAGCAGCACGCGCUUCUGCCUUCCGACUCAGGCCUCCGAGACCCCGCGCGCACCUCAGAAAGGACAUCUACUGCUGAAUAUGCGGCUGGAGAAGCAGACUUAACCCGAGAGAGGCUGCCUUUGACACCCAACCUUCACCAGAGCUUUUUGUCUCUAAAGCACACAGGAGACCACGGGCUGCUGCUAACGGUGAAGGAUCCCGAGUGGGCAAAAGUUCGGGAAGCACUGCUACAGUCGAUUGAGUCACUGCGGACGCAGCAGGCGAUCGAAUUUGAAGGCACAGAGAAGACAGAGGAAACUCUGCGGCUCAUGCUGGCGAUGGACUUGGCAUGUCUCGAGAACACAGCCGUAGAAACCAAACUCGCUGUAGACGAUGCCAGAGCCAGCCACCUAGGGGGAUUUAGCGAGGCAUUAGCAGCAGAGAUCAGGGCAAACAUGGACGCGAGACGAAGGCAAGCCCGAGCAGCGGAGCUGUGGGAGGCAGAAGUGCAGAAAGGCAAACUGGGGUCCGACCCCGCCCUCAAAUCAGCUUUGCUCAAACUGCUGUUGGCCGUCCGCAGCAGAGCAGCAGCAAGCGAGUAUCUUUCUGCGGCUGUUGGCGCCGUGCUGCUUGGGACCAACCCCACUCCCCGAGACAGUGCUGAAGAGAAUAGAGUUUACGAAGGGCUAGCUUAUCUUAUUAAGGCGGGCCAGCUAGCUGCCACCAACAGUCUUAUUGAAACACAAGUGUCUCCGUGGCUGGCCAUCAUAUUUACCUCUCUCUAA